GCGUCCGUACUGAGACCCAACCACAAAAAUCUCACCUCCUCCUCCUCCUCCCUCUCCCACCGCGGCCUCCUCCUGCUACCUGGGAGCCACGCGCCCCCGGCCUCCACCUCGCCGCCCUCCUCGCCGGCGGCCGCCACGCGCUUAUGGUGAGUGCACAGUGAGCUACAAGUUACCAUUAUCAGAAUGGAUGGUAGUAAUGAGAAUAUCCAAUUCUCAUGGGGGAAGAAGAGAGCAAAAGGUGGUAUUAAGAUGGAUACACAGUUUUAUGACUCCUUCACAUUUGACAAUGUGAAGUACUCACUGUAUGACAAUGUAUAUCUUUUUAAGAGUGGUGAGUCUGAACCUUACAUUGGAAAGAUAAUAAAGAUAUGGCAGCAAAAUCAGGCUAAGAAAGUAAAGAUUCUUUGGUUUUUUCUCCCGGAUGAGAUUCGAAAACAUUUAAGUGGCCCUGUAAUGGAAAAGGAGAUAUUUCUUGCUUGUGGUGAAGGCGUUGGCCUUGCUGAUAUCAACCCACUGGAAGCUAUUGGUGGGAAAUGCACUGUGCUUUGCAUUUCAAAGGAUGAGAGGAAUCGUCAACCUUCCCCCAGGGAACUAGCAAUGGCUGAUUAUAUCUUCUACAGGUUUUUUGAUGUUAACAGUUGCACACUUUCUGAACAAUUACCUGAGAAAAUUGCAGGGGUGGAAGGAAAUCUUUUGCUUAAUUCAAAAGUUGAGCAAGUGACAUCCUGUUCAGACCAGGAAGUGCAUGGUGUUGAUCAGAAGAUGCUUAAUGUCCCAGUUCCCCUUCCCCAGUCAACGGUUAUGGAGGAUGAAAGUCCAGUUGCUGCAGUUUCCCUUCCCCCGUCAGUAUUCAAGGAGGAAAAUGUGGCUUCAGCCAUUCCCUUUCCCCAGCCAGUGGUCAAGGAGGAAAGUGCGGCUGCUGCCAUUCCCCCUCCCCAUGUAGCACUGAAAGAGGAGAGUGUGUCCAAAUCUACAGAGAACAUUACCAAACCUGCACAGAAAGUUCUCCCUGGGGAGAGGCCACCAAAGAGGGUCAAAUUUUCUGAAAAUGUUACAGUGCAAAAUGUGCCAUUAGAUGUUCCUGAAAGACCAAGUCGCACUGGACCUUUGGAACUAGCAGGUAGACAAGCUGACAGAAGCAAAUGGUUCAAGAUUCCAUGGGAUACCAGACUACGAAAUGCUGAUGAGCAGGGGACACUUGUGUACAUUCAAAAUCUUGACAUACAGUUUGCAGCUGCUGACAUAGAGGAGCUUAUACGUGAUGCUUUACAACUAAAUUGUAUCGCUAAGCCUAUUAACCACCCAACUUAUGAUGAUCCAAACAAUGGAAAAGCAUAUGCUAUAUUCAAAACAAAAAGUGCCGCAGACUCUGCUAUUUCAAAAAUUAAUUCAGGCUUGGUGGUCGGUGGAAGACCCCUUUAUUGCAGCAAAGGAUUGCUUAAGGUUCCAAAACCUUCAGAAACUCUUCUCGGGCACUUAACAAUCAACAAUAUUAGAAUGGGUAUAAGACAACGAGAAGAACAGAAGAAGGCAGUUUCAACCUCGCAUUGUUCUCAACCCAAUACAAUGGAGUAUGAUUUGGCCUUGGAUUGGAUGCUUGUCCGAGCAAAGCAAGAAACGAAAUUUAGGACACUUCACAAGAAGCAUAAAGAUGAGAGGAAGACCUUUGCGAGUAAGAUGGGAAAGUAAGUGGCUUCCAUGGAUUUGGUUAAGCGAUGGGAACUGUCCUGUUCCGUGCUUAUCUUGGAGUCCUCUACUGAGUACUGACUAUCAUUCCUCGGAGCUUUAUGCACUUUUUGCCUGAAGCAACACUUAUCUGCGAGUUUUUCUGCUGCGCAAGAAUGAAAUGCAACGACCAUUUGAGGGGGACAACUAACUGCACCACACUGACUCUGCUCAUGUUCCGUAGAGCAUUAUUUUUAGAAAGGAAAGAAUUGUGCCAUAGCUUAAGAAACCAAAGUAACAUUGGUAGAAGUAGCCCUUGCAGCAAGUUAGGAAAGCCAGAGGCUGUUUUAGGUUACCCCGCACAUCAAUUUGAUCUCACAUGGACACAUCAGUUAGAUCUGUUGCUCCAUGUUAGAUAGCAAAUCAACGCGUGCCGUCAUGAAAUGUGUAUGUAUAUAUUUUUAAAUUCAUGACCUGGCUAUUAGUUCAUUCAUGUGACUGCUUAUGUGUCUUGAGUUACAAGUUA
Molecule: messenger RNA, 2191 nt
Organism: Oryza sativa Japonica Group (Japanese rice)
Lineage: Eukaryota; Viridiplantae; Streptophyta; Magnoliopsida; Poales; Poaceae
Product: protein ANTI-SILENCING 1
Molecular function (GO): RNA binding; chromatin binding
Source: RefSeq, a predicted model, not a curated record